Molecule: messenger RNA, 583 nt
Organism: Phanerochaete carnosa HHB-10118-sp
Lineage: Eukaryota; Fungi; Basidiomycota; Agaricomycetes; Polyporales; Phanerochaetaceae
Exons: 4
Coding region: 214-576 (120 amino acids)
Source: RefSeq, a predicted model, not a curated record
CACACGAGGCCGGCCAUGCAGGGUGUAGAGAACUGUAAACAGCAACAAUGUUGCCUCCCAGCUAGUAAGGACAAUGGCAAGCACCAGAUGAUCAACCUGCAAUAUCAAUGCAAGACGGUUGGCGGGGGAUAGAACCUAUGAAUCCAGUCCUCAAGGUGCACCGUCUCUCCAGCUCGUCUCGCUUCUUCAGCUCGCUCUACCUUCCAGUCAACAAUGUCUCCUAAUGGACCUCCCAAACAACCUCAUGGCACUCCGCCGCCAUCAGUGUAUGUAUCGCCCUCUGGCCAACACUAUUACUACACGCUGGACUGUGGUUGGGUCAUGUAUCUGCCUGCAUCUGAUUCUGCGCCUCGGGCUCUGCCCCCCGAUUCUGCUCCAGGUGUGGCGAGCACGGCUCUACCAGCACCAUCACAUGUGGCUUAUACACACAAACCUGCUGCUUUUAUCCCAGAUGACUACACUCACCCAGCCUCUCAGGCCCAUGCAAUUGACGAGGGUUGGGAAGGAGGUCGGCACAGCGGAGGUAGUUUUGGUGUGGACGAGAGUAUAACAGUGACCGCAACAGAAGUGUGGUAAGCCCAUC